Molecule: messenger RNA, 7658 nt
Organism: Pteropus alecto (black flying fox)
Lineage: Eukaryota; Metazoa; Chordata; Mammalia; Chiroptera; Pteropodidae
Gene: SHROOM2
Product: shroom family member 2
Exons: 11
Coding region: 230-5173 (1647 amino acids)
Biological process (GO): actin filament organization
Cellular component (GO): apical junction complex; adherens junction; cortical actin cytoskeleton
Molecular function (GO): actin filament binding
Source: RefSeq, a predicted model, not a curated record
GGCGACGUGGCUCUUCCGGCCAGCUGCAGGGGGAGCGGGGCUGUCGGCCACCAGAGGCUGUUGUGUUCUGGCGGUGAAGCGCAUUGCUUCUGGAAGAUGCCACCAGGGACCCUGGAGAACAUGGGACUUGGAUGAAGUGCCCGACGAGAGGAAGUUUUGGGGGGGCUGAGGACCUGAGGGCAGCCUAUUGGCAAUGUCCCGGCUGACGUGAAGAACACAGCGGACGGCGAUGAGGCGGCCUCGGUGGCAGGGCUGCCGCAGGGGACAGCGGGUUCCAGCACACGAGAAGAUCGAAGAGGGAAGCAAAGCCGCAGCGGUGGACAAGCUGCUGGCCGGGGAUGAGAUCGUCGGCAUCAACGACGUCGGCCUCUCGGGGUUUAGGCAGGAGGCGAUCUGCCUGGUCAAGGGGUCGCAUAAGUCCCUGAAGCUGGUUGUGAAAAGGAGGAAUGAGGUCAACUGGAGGCCGCACUCCUGGCACGCCGUCAAGUUCUCCGACGGCCACCCCGACCCCAUCGCUGCUCCGUUCUCCUCUGCCAGUGACUGCCCUCCUUGGCACGGCCGACACCACACGAGUUCCUCCUCCCAGGACCUGUCGGGCACGUGGGAGCAGACGAAUCUGCAGCAAGCCUCCGACCAGUUCAGCUCCCUGGGCAGCGUGGACAGCCUGGACCACCCCCCCUCCCAGCCCUGUCCCCCCGGAUGCCUCUCGGCCGCCAAGUCCAACAGCAGCAUCGACCGGCUGGGCGGCCCGAACAAGCGGGACUCGGCCUAUAGCUCGUUCUCCACCGGCUCCGGGACACCUGACCACACCGUGCCGAAGGCCGACGCCUCGUCCACCGAGAACAUCGUCAACAAAGAGGGUCUGUGGGAGGCAUCGCGGCCCGGCGGCAGCAGGCAGGAUGCUCAGGGCCCGGAGGAGAAGCUCAGGUAUUCCCCACCCAGGGUCCCCUGCGACAGUAGCAAAAGCCUGAAGCCAGAGGAAGGGCCUGGGCCCAGGCUGGCCACUUCCGGGAGGUCCAGUUUCGGGCCCGUCUGGUACGUUCCUGAUAAGAAGAAAGCAGCAGCUUCUCCUCCCCCGCCCCCUCCCCCUCUCCGAAGUGACAGCUUCGCUGCCACCAAGAGCCACGAGAAGGCGCAGGGCCCUCCGUUCUCAGAGGCGGCCGGCGCAGCGCACUUUGCGAGACUGAGGCGGGCGCAGUCCCGUGGCGACUGCAGACCGGAGCUGGCCGAUCAGCGGCGGAGGCCGGCACGCCUGGGCCACGGGAGACCCGGCAGCGUGGGCAGCACCGCAGGCGUCCCCCUUGACUGCGGGUGGCCGCCGUCCGGCCCCGGGGUCCCCAGCCGGCUGCAGGCCUCUGUGUCCAGCACGGACGUGCGUCUCCCGCCGACUCCCAGCGGGUGGCAGCACCUGCGCCAGUGCAGCGACGAGAGUCUGUUCUGCCCCGACAGCCCCUCCUGGGUCCCCCUGCCACCCCGGGAGCGUCUGCGGAAGGCCCUCACCGUGGGCCGCCAGGAGCGCCCCGCCCGCCGCGUCCAGGACGAGAGCCCCUCUGAGGUCCCGUGGCCCAGUGCUCCCGACCACAAGUGGGACACUAGUGAGCAGGGCCACUACCACUCUGUGACCACGAAGGUGGGCCUUCCGGGCAGCACACGGACAGUGCAUCGCCAUGAGGUCCGCUGGCAUCACGACGUGCCUUUGGGUGCCCAUGAGGGUCCAGCAGGCCCCAAAUCCCGCUGUCACCCUCCUCAGCAUGAGGCCCUGGCUGCCCAGGAUGGGCAGAGGGGGAGCUCAGGGGAAAGAGGAGCAGGGAGCCGCUCCUCGGGACUGGAAUGGCCCCAGAGAGCCGGCCCCAGCGACAGAGCCAGUGCGAAAAAAGUCGCUGACAGCUUCAGGUGGCCCGACGGAGAAAGCAGCAAGAUCUCUGCCCACAGGACGCCUAUGUUGCACUCGCUGACUCAGGACGCCGUGCAGGCGCCCGAGGGCGUCCAGGUGGGCAAGCCCAUCCGGAGGAGUGACCGGUUCGCCACCACCCUGCGGAACGAGAUCCAGGUGCGGCGAGCUAAUCUGCAGAAGAGCAGGAGCUCGGUGACGCUGGCUGGCCCCUACGAGGCGGAGGGCGAGGCCGCCGGCGUCAGGGCGGGCGUCAGGGCGGCCACGCUGGAAGCUGCGCUCCCGGGCACCUACAAGGACCACCUGAAGGAGGCCCAAGCCCGCGUGCUGAGGGCCACGUCGUUCAAGCGCCGUGACUUGGACCCCAGCCCAGCUGACCGUCACGCAGCGUCCCUGGAACGCAGGGCCGGGGACCCCCACGAACAUCCCGGCACUGCCUCCCGCGUCGCGAAGGUGGGCCUGGCCAGGUCGCCCUCGUGCGCGGGCGGCGUGUCGCACGUGGCCCGCAUCGGGGGCCGGAAACGGCUCACGGCGGAGCAGAAGCUGAAGUCGUACUCAGAACCGGAGAAGAUGAACCAGGUGGGCCUCUCCGGGGCUCACUGCCCACAGCCCGAGGAGAAGGUGGGGACAUUUGCCGACAGGUGCAAGUUUUUCGAGGAAACCAGCAGGCCUGUUUCGCAGAGGCCGGGGCCAAGGCAGGCGCUUUCUGGAACCCUGAAAGAGAAGCCGGAGCAGGCACGGGCCACAGGCCAUGGGGGCGAGGGCAGCGAGCCUCGGCUGCAGGAGCCUGCCCGCAGCACCCCGUCUGCCAGAUACGUCAGAGGCCCCAGCAGAGCGACGAAGGUGGGGAAAUUGGAGCCGCUGCGGUGGUUCGGAAGCUUUGUAGAGUACGAAGCCUCUUGGAGGAGGCAGAAGCAAGCUCAGGAAGUCGGGAGUUCCGGGCGGUAUCACUCGGCCGAUGACAUCCUGGACGCGGGUCUGGACCAGCACAGCGGGCUGCAGUACGUUCACGAGAGGUCCCAGUCGUCACCAUCCGGAGAUCUCUGCAAACAGGAAGCCCCCAUCGAACCGCGGCAGCCAGCCGAGGAGCCCGCCGAGCACAGAGAGCUUUCCUCCACAGCCUGGGCCGAGGAGGGACGUCCCGCCCUGAGACCAGCACAUGCCCAGUGGGCAGAAGACCGCCCAGGAGCGCAGUGGGGCCUGUGGGAGCCGCCCCAGGUCCCUGAGCAGUCGCACGCUCAGGAAGCUCCAGAGUUGCCCUUGGAGGGCGGCGGCCGAGCCGAGACUCUGCCCCGCGAUUACAGAUACUCCGAGCACCCCGCGGCCGCAGACCCGCCGCCCGCGCUGGGCGCGGGAGCGCAGGCGCAGAGCAGCCUCCCGGGGCAGGGCGCGUGGGCCGUGAGCACCAUCCCGCUCGCCAAGAGACCCGCCCAGCAGAGGCCCCCGCCGCCCAAGCAUUUCCGGGGCCCGGCUAGCGUCCCUCCUGUGAGCACGCCUGCUCACUUGGUCACACUUGGGAGCACACUUGUGGCUGCUCACCUGGGCGCACCUACAGGCACACCUGCGGCCAGUCAGCUGGGCGCCCCUGCGGGCACACCUGCGGCCGGUCAGCUGGGCGCCCCUGCGGGCACACCUGUAGCCAGUCACCUGGGCGCAUCUGCGGGCACACCUGCGGCCAGUCAGCUGGGCGCCCCUGCGGGCACACCUGCAGCCGGUCAGCUGGCCUCGCCCAGCAAGCCCCUCCCCGCUCCGUCGCCCGCGGCCCUGGAGGUGUGUGUGGACCGCCUGUCCCGCUCCUGCAGCCCGUGCGUCCCGGCUGAGAAGCCGAGCGGUGCCCAGCCCACAGACGGCCCGAAGGGCCCCGAGGAGCCGCACAGGCAGCAUGUAGACGAGCGCGCAGCCUGUCCUAAGCCAGAAGCCCUGCUCCCUGCCAAGGUCCGGCCCCCGGCCACGUCCGCGAUGGAGACUUCUCGCUCCCCUUCCCCUCAGUUCGCCCCCCAGAAGCUGACGGACAAGCCUCCCCUGCUCAUCCAGGACGAGAGUUCAACCAGAAUUGAGCGGGUGAUCGACAGCAACACCACGGUCAAGAUGGUGCCCAUCAAGAUCGUGCACUCGGAGAGCCAGCCCGAGAAGGAGAGCCGCCAGGGCCUGGCCCGUGCCGCCGAGCUGCCCGCGCUGCCCAGCGGGCUGGAGAGAGACCAGAUCAAGACGCUGAGCACGUCGGAGCAGUCGUACUCACGCUUCUGCGUGUACAGCCGCCCGGGCGCCGAGCCCCAGCCCCAGCCCCCCGCUGCGCCCGCCGCCGGCGACAGCCGGGCCUCCCCGCCCGCACUCAGCUACGUGAAGGCCCGCGAGAGGACGGCGGAAGAUCUGAAGUCGGAGGAGCUGGCCCGGGAGAUCGUGGGGAAGGACAAGUCCCUGGCCGAUAUCCUGGACCCCAGUGUCAAGAUCAGGACCACCAUGGACCUGAUGGAGGGCAUCUUCCCCAAGGACGAGCACCUCUUGGAAGAAGCUCAGCAGCGGAGGAAGCUGCUCCCCAAAAUCCCGUCGCCCAGAACCACGGAGGAGAAGAAAGACGAGCCGAGUGUGCCGGCGGCUGUGUCCCUGGCCACCAGCUCCACCUACUAUAGCACGUCGGCCCCCAAGGCAGAGCUGCUGAUUAAGAUGAAGGACCUGCAGGAGCAGCAGGAGCCCGAAGAGGAUUCGGGGAGUGACUUGGACCACGACCUGUCUGUGAAGAAGCAGGAGCUCAUCGAGAGCAUCACCCGCAAGCUGCAGGUGCUCCGGGAAGCCCGCGAGAGCCUGCUGGAGGACAUCCAGGCCAACGGCGUGCUUGGGGACGAGGUGGAGGCCAUCGCCAAAGACGUCUGCAAGCCCAGCGAGCUUGACAAGUUUCGAAUGUUCGUCGGAGACCUGGACAAGGUGGUGAACCUUCUGCUGUCGCUCUCAGGCCGCUUGGCCCGUGUGGAAAACGCCCUCAACGAUUUGGACGAGAACGCUUCUCCUGCUGACCGGCAAUCUCUGCUCGAAAAGCAGCGGGUCCUCGUCCAACAGCACGAGGACGCCAAGGAGCUCAAAGAGAACCUGGACCGCCGGGAGCGCGUCGUGUUCAACAUCCUGGCCAGCUAUCUCAGCGACGAGAGCCUGGCGGACUACGAGCACUUCGUGAAGAUGAAGUCGGCCCUCAUCAUCGAGCAGCGGGAGCUGGAGGACAAAAUCCACCUGGGCGAGGAGCAGCUGAAGUGCUUGCUGGACAGCCUGCAGCCCGACAGGGACAAAUAGGCGGGUCCUCCCUGGCCGGGGGCGGACGCCGGGCCUUCAGCUCCGUCGUCCAGGACGCCAGCGGAAAUCCCCGCCUGUAUUUAUGUCCUGUGCUGAGCAGCCUCCGCUAACGAAAUGGCGGUUAGAAAAGCAAUAACUCGCGUGUUUGUUCAGGUUGAUUUAUUUAAUUUUUCAGGUUCCCUUUUGAACGCUGAACUGAGUGGCUCAGUAUUAGCCAUGUUCUUUUACAAGUGAGCACACGUGGCCCUGGGCUCUGGUGGAUGGCACGUUUCUGCGGUGUAGCCUGUGGGCUCCGGUCCUGCAGCACAUGCCAGCGGUCAUUUGCAGUGGCGGGUCCGCCCCUUCGUCCGGUCCACAGAGGCCGAACCAGCCGCUCGGGAAGUGGCUGAGUGCGUCUCUAAGGUGCCUGAGAGGGGAAAAUCCUGGCCCACGUCUGCGCUCAUGGUUCAUCGGUCCACGGGUGUUGAGCAUUCGUUGUCUCUGACCCAGCAGAAACCACGAUGAUAAUUUAUUAACGUUUUGGAAAGAUGAAUAGUUUCCAAGCGGUUAGAAACCAACUGUGACAUGAAUAAUCUAUGUGUUAGGUUCCGCUCCUUCUAAAAUCGCCACUUAAACUGUGCGCAUGCUUUGAAACACACACACACACACACACACACACACAAAGCGAAGAGCUUGAGUACGUCUCACCGGACAGCACGAGUGAAAUGACGCUUUCCCGCACCGUGAAGUUACACACUUAAAAGUGUGUCCAGUAGUGAUGUGCUUGCUAGGUAUUUGUUUCAGGAGACCAACAGGAUAGUUCUUAAAUUACUUUUUCCCCCAGAACAUUUAUUUUGUGCGUCCAUGGUCACUGAUGAUAACUGGCCACUCUUCUCUUCUUGCCUCUUUGAAUCUGUCACCACGCCAUGACGGCCAUGCUUCGUGUACUGUAAGAACCUUCCUCUGGCUUUUCAGAGGUCCCGUGCACCGUACAACUUUGUCACAGAGUUUACAGAUUCUGUGCCCUUUUUAUUGGAUGGAAUUGCCAGAUUCUAAAGAGAGCAGCCGAGUCACUUAACAACAACAAAAAAUAACCAGUUAUGCUAUGAGCUUCUAGUCGACAAGUCACAGACUGGGAGACAACAUUUGCAAAUCGCACAUUUGAAACAAAGGAGUUGUCUCCAGAAUAUAAAAGAACUCUGAAAAGUCAACUAGGAGAAAACAAACUGCACAAUUAAAAUGCGGGCAAAAGAUUUCACCAAAGAGGAUAUAUGGGUGACAAAUAAGCACGGGCAAAAGACGUUCAACUACCAAUGGCUUGAUUAUAACCUAACUUAUUUUUACCUAAAUCAUUGUAGAGCCGGUAUAUUUCUUCACAGAUGCUCAUCUGAUUAGAUGCAUAGUUCAUGCUGGGAGAACCCCUUGGAUGAGUUCCCAUCAAGGUGAUAUUUGGACAUUCGUUUGAUGGAGGGAUCAUUUUAACCCUUGUCUCCCCGUAUUCCCAUAAAAGACGUUUUCCAGCAGGUGGAGAGAUGUCUGUUUGUCAGCGGUGACUGCUGCCUUACCAACACGCACACGCACGCUCACGCACGCACACACACCCGAAGGACAUACACUGUCCAUGCUUCAUGAGCCAGAGGGGUGAGCCAGCCCCCUGUGCAGGUGUGUCGAUGGCAGUGUGCUCUGCAAACGGGCACGCGUCAGGAACGCAGGCAAUAAACACUGGCUUUGGCAACACCCAAAAGGGAAAUACCUUCUCAGAAGCGUUCAUGCGUAUUAAGCUAUAUCUGACUUGAGAAAAAUCUGCCCAUGAUGUGUUCUCCUCCCUUCCCCCCGGUGUAGUCAGUCACUCGCUGUGGAAACUGGUCAUUUCGGGAGAGGUGCAGCUGGCCGUCCGCGGACCUCGUCUCUCCCCGUCGGGAGCACAGCCAGAGUAAUUUCAGUGUGUGUGCUUUUUAAUUUUGACCAAGCUUUUACCUGUGAUUCGUGCCCCUCUGGUAUGAUAUUGUGAUCAUUUUAAUAUGUCUGUAAAAUGUGAAUGAUGGAACUCGCUGUGUCUGUAUCCAGCCUUCCGAUGUCUUUUGAGGAAUUUCUGAUCCAUAGCAAUCUGUAGUGCUGUCUCCCUUGCAGCAAAGUUCCUGUAAUCACAACUGUCCUGUCCAGUCCCCUGUUUGCCUCUUGAAUGUCUGGUUAGCGGGGACCCAAAGAUUCCAGUGAGUCAGCAUACAUACCUUUGUAUAUAGUUACAUUAUUGCAUAUAAAAAGAAUCUGGUGCUCAUGUUUUCUCCUUGGCAUUCUUAGAUGGCGGCCGAUGCCUCACCCCUGUCAUAGCUCAGCUGUGGAACGGUCUCUCGCGGAUUUCCGUCCGGGCUCCUUACUGCCCGUGCCGUGUCUCCUGCCUUUCGCUCACGUGGAAAGCACGUGCAGGUUCUGUGCUCGACACGACUCACCUCUCACCAGAUCAAUCUGCUUGAUUUUAACAAAAUAAACAGUGUCUUUGAGUGAA